Molecule: messenger RNA, 2919 nt
Organism: Pseudozyma flocculosa PF-1
Lineage: Eukaryota; Fungi; Basidiomycota; Ustilaginomycetes; Ustilaginales; Ustilaginaceae
Exons: 3
Coding region: 1-2919 (972 amino acids)
Biological process (GO): mRNA splicing, via spliceosome
Molecular function (GO): protein binding
Source: RefSeq, a predicted model, not a curated record
AUGGAGCACGGACAGCCCGCCUCGCCCGCGCUCUCCGCCACGUCGUCGAGCCGCUCCAUCACCACGCCCAGAGCCGCCCUGACCCAGCUCCCCUCGCUCUCGACAGAGUCCCUACCCAACCAGCCCACACAACAACACCACCACCACCACCACCACCACCCCAACCACCACAGCCACCAGCAUGUUGCGAGUGCCGACGAUCCGCUCCACUCGCUGACCCCCUCGUCGCUCCUGCUGCCGCCCUAUCCAAAGACCGCGCCCACUUCGCCCAACAUGGCAAACAUGCAGCGCAACAACACCACCCUCGGCGCAGUCGGACUCGCCAGCCCAUCUCGCCUCGCACACAUCGCACCCAACAUGAUGGCCAGCAUGUCGAAUCCAGUCACCGACGGCCUCGGCAUCUCGUCGUCCUCGGACGCAUCUUCCAGCAGCGCGGCGGCAGCGGCAGCAGCAUCGGCAUCGGGAGCAGCGCCAGGACAGGCCCAGCCGACGUCCGCCUCGUCCUCAUCUGCGCCAGCAGGCGCGGGUGCCCCCAAUACGAGCGGCGGCGGCGGCGGCGGCGGGACAAAGGAGACCUGGAAGAAGCGCAAACAGGCGCUCCUGGCCGAGGCCCGCAACCACAGCGUCGCCAACCUCCAGCUGCACGGCCUGCGCCCGCCCCCCAACCCCUACUACCCGUACUACCAGAACUCGUCCAUCCUCGGCGCUGGCGCCUUCGCCGACCCCUACAGCCACGGCCCAGGCUCCUCGUCUUCGGCGCGACACGACGCGGCCAGCGCCAACGAGGCCACCCUGGCCUCGCUCAGGACGGCCAUCCUUCGCCCAGACGAUCCCAAGCUGCGCAACGACAUCAUACGCAUGGUCGACCAGUGGCUCGCAGACGAGGGCUUCGGUGCCACCCGCCAGGUCCUCAUGGACGAGGCGGGGACAAAGCAGCGCGAGAGAGAAGAGGCCGGCCUCGACGCGCGCAAGCUGCGCGGCUGCCUCCUUGAGGGCGACUGGCCCGAGGUCGACAAGCUGCUUGGCAAGCCGCUCGUCAAGAACCACAAGGCCUUCCUCUACGCCGUUUACAAGCAGCAGUUCCUCGAGCACAUCGAGCACCGCGAGUUCCAAAAGGCCUUCACCUUCCUCAACAAGCGCCUCAAGCCGCUCGAGCACUACCAGCCGCACUCGUCCGAGUUCCGCGACCUAUGCUAUCUCCUGUCGGCCAAGGCCGUCACCGAUGCGCCGUCGUUUGCAUCCUGGGAAGGCAUCCAGCCGGCGCGGGAGAAGCUCGUGAUGGAGUUCGCUGCCAUGCUCGAGCAGGAUCGCCUGGAUCGGGAGGCAGGGAUGCCUGGGUCAGCGGGGCCGAGCAACGGGGGACCCGGGCUGGGCAGUGGCGGCGGUGGUGGCGGCGGCAACGGCGGUGGCGGGCCAAACGCGUCGAGCACCGACCUUGUCAGCGGCGGGGCCGAUGGCGAGGACGGCACAGGCGUCGACAGCAACGGCGCUGGGUCGUCUCAGGGCGGCGGAGCGGGCAAUGCCUCAGGCGGCGGGGGUGCAGCCAACGGCGGCUACGUCUACGUGCCACCGCGCCGGUUGAUGACGAUGCUCCACCAGGCCGUGGCCUACCAGGUCGAGUUUGCGCGCUACCAUCCGAAAAAGGCGCCUGUCGUCUCGAGCCUGCUGCACGACUACACGGGCUUCAUUGUGCCCAACUCGGUGCAGCACACGAUGCGCGGCCACCGCAAAAACGUCAAGAGCGUGCGCUUCGUCGGCGAAGAGGGGCGCAAGAUUGUCAGCGGCAGCAGCGACAACACGGUGCGGCUGUGGGACUCCAACACGGGCCGCUGCGACGCCGUGCUCGAGGGCCACCGCAGCAGGGUGUGGGAUGUCGACUCGACGCGCGCGGGCGGGCAGGUGGCCUCGGCGUCGGGCGACUCGACCGUCAAGGUGUGGGGCGUCGACGACGGGCAGUGCCGCACCACGCUCAAGGCCGGCCUCGGCGAUGUCUACUGCUGCCGCUUCCAUCCGGACGAGCGCCACCUGGUCUCGGCGGGGUACGACAAGCUGGUGCGCAUGUUUGAUGUCGAGACGGGCUCGAUCAUCAAGACCUUCACGGGCCACCAGCUGGGCGUGUCGUCGGCCAUCUUCAACCCGCUCGGCAACCUGAUUGUGACGGCGUCCAAGGACACGACGAUCCGCUUCUGGGACGUCAUCUCGGGCCUGUGCAUCCGCACCAUCACGGGCCACCUGGGCGAGGUGACGUCGGUCGAGAUGAACGAGAACGGCUCGCUCCUGCUCAGCUCGUCCAAGGACAACUCGAACCGGCUGUGGGACGUGCGCAUGCUGCGGCCGCUCAAGCGCUUCAAGGGCCACCAGAACACGAGCAAGAACUUUAUCAAGUCGUCGUUUGCCCACACGUCGCUGCUCGUCGGCGGCAGCGAGGAUGGGAGGAUCUACAUGUGGGACCAGGAGAGCUCCGAGGUGUUGCAGACGCUCGAGGGGCACGGAUUCGACCUCGACUACGACUGGAGCCGGGGCGGUGCGACGGCGGGCAUGGGGCCAGGCGGUGUUGGCGUCGGAGGCGGGUUCAUCGCGGGUGGAAUGCCCACCUGGCAGCUGCCCAGCGCCGCCGACUCGGAGGGCGGCACGACCGCCUCGACGGCAUCGACGACGGCGGGCAGCGGCGCCACGGCCGGCGUCGCCGGCGGUUCGACGACGACGGCGACGGGGCAGGCGGGCAGGUACGACUACGCCAUGGCGAGCACGACGACCAACAACAACGUGGCGUACGGCGCCGUGUGGAACAAGGCGCAGAGCCUGCUCGCCUCGUGCGGCGACGACGGCACCGUCAAGACGUGGGUCUGGGACGAAAAGAGGGACCACGACGCCAUGGUCGACCUCAUGAAGCGGGGCGGAGAGGCUGCGGCCGAGUAG